Molecule: messenger RNA, 3346 nt
Organism: Cydia splendana
Lineage: Eukaryota; Metazoa; Arthropoda; Insecta; Lepidoptera; Tortricidae
Gene: Mnn1
Product: menin
Exons: 6
Coding region: 98-1783 (561 amino acids)
Biological process (GO): negative regulation of cell population proliferation; negative regulation of cell cycle; regulation of transcription by RNA polymerase II
Cellular component (GO): chromatin; histone methyltransferase complex; nucleus
Molecular function (GO): transcription cis-regulatory region binding; Y-form DNA binding; chromatin binding
Source: RefSeq, a predicted model, not a curated record
AUCUGUAGAGGGAAUGCAAGCCGGUGUUUCAUUUCGUUGUUUAUUUAUUUCAAUCAAAAACGUUUGUUUUAACAGUGUAAUAUAAUGCGAAGCAAUAAUGUCCGAAUUAUCACAAUAUAAAAAAGUAUUUCCCAUCGAUAGUAUACAAAAAGUAUACGAAUUGUUUGAAGAACAACUACGCAGUGACAAUGAACCUGAUUUGGCUCUAUUUUCUAUCAUCGUCGGUGCAGUCGAGAAUAACUUAACUAAUGUUAAGAACUGCGAUAAAGAUGUAAACAUAAUUAACGUGUUGACAAAUAAGCUUGCCAAGAUUAAAUUUCCAUGCGUAGAAUGGGAGGAAGUGAAGGAUCUGCACGAGCGGUUCGUGUCUUUGAUGCGCAGCGGCGUGGACGCGAAGCUGCUGGCCGGCGAGUAUGCGACCCGCGAGCUGGUGAAGCGGGUAGCCGAUGUGGUGUGGAACUCGCUGACGCGCAGCUACUACAAGGACCGCGCGCACUUACAGUCCAUCUACAGCUUUCUCACUGGAAACAAGCUUGACUGCUUCGGCGUGGCUUUUGCCGUCACCGCGGGAUGCCAAGUGCUUGGCAAGAGGGAUGUGCACCUUGCGCUGUCUGAGGAUCAUGCUUGGGUAGUGUUUGGGAAAGACGGGACUGAAACAGCAGAGGUGACAUGGCAUGGAAAAGGCAAUGAAGACAAGAGAGGCCGGUCCGUAGAGGAUGGAAUGCUGGCCCGUUCCUGGCUGUAUGUAGCGGGCAAGCCUGUGGUGUGCACCCGGCUGAUGGAGCUGGCGGCACUGGUGUCUUCCAUCAACAUCACUCUCACCCCGACUAUUGAUGUUCAUGAAGUGGCACAAAUGCAGCACAGGCUACUUUGGCUUCUAUAUGAGAAUGGAUGCCUAGACAUGUACCCAAUGGCGCUGGGUAACCUUGGUGACUUAGACGAGUACAUGAAAUUAUCAAACUGCUCCGAUCAGUCAGAAAACACGCUGCCCGAAGACACCUCCAAAAGUGCCUCUAGACCGGAUUCAGCUGCCUUAUACACCCAAGCAAUCCGUUCCUCAAGAACACACUAUGAGGACCGGCAUGUGUACCCGUACACGUUUCAGGGAGGGUAUUACCAUCGGCAUAAGAUGUACAAGGAAGCGUUUCAUGCUUGGGCGUGUGCGGGUGACGUCAUUCGACAUUACAACUAUUCUCGGGACGAUGAAGAAAUCUACAAGGAAUUUUCGGAAAUCGCCAACGAGCUAAUACCCCAGUUAAUGAAGGUUGAGAGCUCUGGACAUUCGGCGCGGUCGAUUCUUAAAGAUCCAGAAUGUUUCGCUUCCCUUUUAAGAUUUUACGAUGGAAUAUGUAAAUGGGAAGAGGGUAGCCAGACGCCCAUCCUGCACAUAGGCUGGGCUAAGCCGCUAGUCAGCACUAUAUCCAAAUUCGACGCCGAAGUUCGAGCGCAGGUCCACAUCAUAUGCAGCCUCGACGACUCCGAGAAAUCCGAGUCCGAAAGCAAAGAGGAGGAGAACAAAUGGAAUAACAAUUCAGAAAGCGGGGAGCUAUCCGUCCGGGAGCAGCUCACCGCGGCCGUCAACAGUCGACCACGAGUUACCCUACACAGUCACAAGAUGGCGGCACUACAGCCGUUGUUACUAGCGGAACGUUUGAAUACGCAUGCGUUGCAGCUGCAGUUAACGGCGCAGAGUCAGUUGCAGCGGCCGCAGGCGCCCGCUAAGCGACGCGACGAUGACGACGCUAAUACUAGUCGCGCUAAGCGCGCCAGGCGCGAGCGCUGAGCGACUACCUCGUUCAUGUACAUAUUUAGUGCAUAAUUAUUUUCCUUCGUAUUUUCACCGAAACGUACGAACGUGUUUUGCUAUUUCAGUCAGUCUCGGUACAUAGAGUACUGAAGGUGGCUGAAGUAGCAUGACAAAUACGAACGUUUCCGAGAAAAUACGAUGGAAAACAAUUAUGCACUACAUCUGUAAGUUACAUAAAGCCUUGGUUUCUGCUUGAUGCCGUAUCGUAUGUUAAACUGUUAGUUUUUAAACUGAGCUCGUUUCGAGAAACCGUUACCUAAAAUUCAAACAGUUCAUGCGCCUUACAGUCAUUUCUCUCCUGGAUACGUUUCGUUUGACGUUGGUGGCUGACGGUGUGUUAUGACGCCGCGGAACUUUCCACAUGUUGUCACCGUAAAGACGGCCGUCUUUUUGCGUCCGCUACAUGACGGCACCGCUUUCCUAGGAUACCAGAACUUUAGCGCGUGCCGACCACAAGUUACAUCUGAUUCAUGAUGGUUAAUCUACUGGCAAAAGCCAUAGAGCCGAUAAUUAAAACAUUGAACCGGUUUGCGGUUUCGAAUAUGACAGUGGAUAGAAUCUCGAGCCGAGCUUAUAGUUUUAAUAAUAAGAGUUAUACCCCACGGUGUACCCCUUACAUUUCAUUAAAGUGUCAAAAAGGGCCUCUACGUGUUGGCUUCGGCUCCGCGCACGCCUCCCAAAGGUCCGGAACACCAUUGUUCCGUGAUAGGAAAGAGUUAUACCACACUGUUAACUGACAAUUGGUAAACGUUAUUGAAAAGACGGUUCACCUAAGAUUAGUUAAGAGGGGGCGUAAGGGGCAUGGCACACUGCGUCCGAUUCGCACGUCGCUCCGACGCGCGAGCGGGACGUCGCUAUAAUACGCGCAUAUCAUUGUCUCGCUCAAACUUCGAAGCGAUGUGCGAAUCGGAAGUAGUGUGCCAUGCCCUUAAAGCUAGGAAACUAGAAGGAAACAGAAGAUAUGGCACGCCGCGCUAAACAUGCAACUGAAGAUAUAGCGUCAACCGAGACGAAUGCCUUCUACACGCUAUGUCAGCUACGUGGGAGCGUUUCUUUUCUCGUUAUCUGUGAAAAUAAAUAACCAGGUUGCAUUUUUUACAUUCAUUCCUACUGUUCUAUUGCGUAUCCACUUGGUCGGGUCUGGUAAAAACGAAGUAAAAGGCUAAAGCCUCGUCUCCAUAUCGCGGGGUUUAAGUGUGUUCGGGUAGUUCCGAAAAUAGACAUCAAUAUGAUGAAAUUGUGAGUGAUUUUUGGAAUUAUCUGACAUUUACACUACCAGGCGGUCUAGCAUAAAUUGCGUUCUCACGCGCGAGUCCAUACUCGUACCACAGAAUAAAUAAUAGUACUAGGUACAGAAGACUCACUCUCUAACAAAACGCGUCUGUUACGAUCAGGCGGCUUAGCACGGUCGCGUUUUUAUCCCUUGUCACCAUGCCUGUCACGUUCUAACAAGUAUGUAAGUGCGAAAGGGACGCGCAUAGUGAUAGUCGAUAAAAAUGGAACCGUGCUGAGUCCGCAGGACAGAUAAGGCCGCUAGGU